AUGAGUGUGGGUGAAGACGACUUCGAAGUGAUCAGAACAUUGGGCGAAGGAUGUUUUGGCAAAGUAAGUUCAGCUUUCUUGAAUUGAGUCAAUCUCCUUCAUCUCACUGUAUGUUGUUGUACAUCUUUUCUGUUUUCUUCUUGAAUUUAUAUGAUGAAUUCGGAAUUAUAGUAUGUAGAAAUAGCAGGAUAUUUCAAUACAGUACGUCUUUUAUUAAAAACAGUUGAUUUCAGCUUAUAGUUUAGAAGUUUAGGUAUGAUUUGACAUGCAAAAUAUAAUUUUAGGUAAUACUUGUCCGUAAGAUGACUGGAAAAGACAAAUCCAAGGAAUAUGCGAUGAAGCAAAUUAACAAAGGUCGUGUUGUCCACAAUCCCAUCUUGAAGGCAGGUGUUAUGGACGAGAGAGACAUCAUGUUACAAGUGGCUGGAGUUUCUUUCUUUCCUCAACUCUACUACACGUUCCAGACUCCCAGCUUCUUGUACUACUUGAUGGAUCCUGUGGAUGGAUGUGAGUUGUUCGAAUUUAUGAACAAAAUGGGAGUAUUCAGUCCAGAAGUAGCCAAGUUCUACGUCUGUCAGAUCGCCAUGAUCCUUGGAUACCUACAUGAUCGUGGCAUCGUCUUCAGGGAUCUGAAGCCAGAGAACAUGAUGGUACGCGUUGAUACGGGUAAGAUAUUGCUUUAUAUUUUUGUUGUUUGUAUUUUAAAGGAUAUUAAAGGGCACAACUUAGUAUAGGGAAUAUUGUACUUGGUUUAUGGGUAAUAAAUCGAUGUAUUUGUCUUAAAGAUUUUUAGGUUGGGUUAGUCUUUGUUUAGGCUUUAUAUUCACUGUAUUUAAUUUUAGGCUAUCUUCAACUGGUCGACUUUGGGCACGCAACCAGUGGUAUAACCGACUACAAUCACAAGAUGUAUACUUUUUGUGGAACCAGAGUUUACAAGAGCCCAGAGAUGGUUAACUUCACUGAAGGAUACACUUGGUCGUGUGACUGGUGGGCUUUGGGGAUUAUGAUGUACGACAUGUUGUACGGUACCGUGCCUUACGAUCAUCCUGAUGAAAAUGUUCUGGACAAAAUGGUAAAUCUUUGAUCUUUCUUCGUUUACUGUGGAGAAGGGUACUGUAAUUAUAUAAUUUUGUAAUUUUAAAGCUGUUGUAAAACAUGUAAAUUUAGAUCCUUGAAGGCAAAAUUGAACUACCAAAAACAUCGACCAAGAUCAAAUUCGAUGAGAAGUCGUGGGAAGUUGUUCAGGAGUUCUUGCAUCCUGACUUCAACAGCAGGUUGGGAGCUGGUCAUGAUGACUUCCUCGAGAUACGGUAUCAUCCGUACUACUCAAACUACGAUUGGGCAGCCUUGGAGGCACAAACGGUAUGUCUUUGGGAUAACUUUAUUGUUAUCGGCCGGUCAAAAAGUUUGCAGAAUUUUUCUGUGGUCUAAUUUGAACUCUUAAUUGAUUGUCACAACAAUUUGUUUGUUUACAUAAGUUUUUGACGUUUAGUUAAGGCACUGUUGUGUUAACUUUAGUAAGGGCAGAACUGUUCUUUCUAUAAUUAAUGAAUUUCAGCUGCCAACACCGUUAGGCGAUCUAUCGCAGACUCUGGUCGCAUCUGUAGAACCGGCUGUCGGCUUUCUGGGACCGUGUAAGUCGGUAUCAUACAACUUUGAUGGCUUCGAAUACACUCACCCAUCUCUAACUGAAGAUAUAGGUAUCGACGAUAUUUGCAACUUCCAGUCAACUAUGUUAUACUAG
Messenger RNA from Bursaphelenchus okinawaensis, 1744 nucleotides. NCBI's taxonomy places the organism in Eukaryota, Metazoa, Nematoda, Chromadorea, Rhabditida, Aphelenchoididae. The record is from the annotation of a GenBank genome assembly.